AUGCUCAUCGUGAACGUGAUGGGACUGGUGCAACAAUUUCGCACGAGAGGCCCCUUAGACCCGCUGGUCAAAGAAGGACAAUCAACCUCCAGCUGCCCUCCAGCUGACGCGAUCAAGCAGAAGAUGGACCUUGACGAGUCUGGGGCGGUCAACCUGGAGGAGCUCAACAUCGGCCUGAAGAAGCUCAAAUUGAAGCUCACACAGGAAGAGUUCGAUAGCGUCACAGACUCGCGGAAGCUGCUAAACUCGCAAGGGGAGCUGGGGCCUGAAGAGUUUGAGACGGUGAUGCUAACACAGAUGUCGAACUACGUGCAUCGCAAGAUUGCAAUGGCGAUCAAGAAUGAGGCUCAGGAGUUCAACUACGACGUGCUGUUUGCAAUCAAAUCUCUGUUGUUGUCUGUUGACAAGAUUCAUAAUCCGAUCUUCAAGUCGCGCAAGCAUCAGCACCGCAAGUCAAAGAGGGAAAGCCUUCUUCAACUGGAAGAAGAUGGUGGGGAUACGGAACAAACCAAAGGUCGUUUGUCGGCCAGUGUUGAGAGGAUUGAAACCUUCAUCGACAACCUUGAAACCAAGUCUCCCAGCGUUGACCCGCACCAACCUCUCAUCCUUCGCCUUGCCGAGGCAGUGGAGCAGUUGCAGACGUCAAUGCACGGGCAGAGUGAGAUGCUGAGGACGAUGCAGAAGCAGAUGAUGGCGAUGGCAACCAAGAAGGGAGAUCAGCAAAUAAUUCCUAGACCAAGAUCAAGAGAUCAGCCUGCAAAUCCAUCUACUAAGCCCAGCGAACCGCCUACAAGUCCUACGAACAAGUCGAGAGCUCCACUGACAAUCUCUACCACCAACUUGAGAGAUCAACUGCCCUUGCUGAAGAUAAGAGAUCAGCCUGCCAGUCCUACAAUCAAGUCAAGAGACCCGCCCACAAGUCCUUCUGCUAAGCCAAGAGAUCAGCCGACAAGCUCUACGACUGACUUGAGACAUCAGACGACUACGCUCAAGAUGAGACAUCAGCCUGCUAGCCCCACAGGCAAUGUCAGAGAUCAGCCGGCGAGCUCCACUGGGAUGACAGGAGAUGAGUCAACCAAGCAGGCCAGGGAGCUCUCUGCCUCAGAUUGCAUCGUAGUCGGCAAGUAUAUAAGUAAGGUAGGCCUCCGAAGCCCUCAAGAGCUCUACGGCCGACUGGUGCAGAGACGAAGACUGCGAUCAAUCUCAGUGUCGUUGCCCAGUGAAGGUGGCGAGAGAGUCGAGGACAGCAGGGCGUCUCGUCUGAGAUCAUCGGACAUGUUUUCUGAACCCUCGUCGAGCAUCAUGCAAGCGAGAGCCGAGGGAGUGCCAGUUCUGCUAUAUGACUCGAGCCACGUCUACCUCAGGGUGCUGGAGGAGGGCCGAGGGGUCGCCUGCUUCUCCGCUGCUCUAGCAGGCGACCCCUUCGGCUCUACCUGUCCUGAGCAGAUUGACAAGGCGAUCGAGAAGCUGAGCAAGGAGGAGGGUUGGCCGUAG
Messenger RNA from Guillardia theta CCMP2712, 1494 nucleotides. RefSeq lists its product as hypothetical. Lineage: Eukaryota; Cryptophyceae; Pyrenomonadales; Geminigeraceae. The coding region runs from base 1 to 1494 and encodes 497 amino acids. The transcript is spliced from 7 exons. The record is from RefSeq and is a predicted model, not a curated record.